CACAGGCUUGUAGUUAAGGCACCGACUCUCCGAGUGAGUAAACCCUUUGAGUUUUGGCGAAGCUCAACGGUUCAAAGCAACUAAUUUCAGUUGUGAAAAUUGAGGAUACGCAGACUUGAAGUUGAAGAUUUGAUCUUUAUCUUUUGUGAAUAUGAUGCUCAAAAUGUCUUCUUCUUGUUCUUCUAGUUGCAGAAGCAGCAGCACAAGAGGUAACCCAUUUCUGCACUUUACCACUCUUGUUGUUCCCAUCAACAAUUACAUGAGCACAAGAAGAAGAGGCUUUCAUUCUCAACCCUCAAUCCCAGCUAAAUCUAGAGAAACCCAUCGAGGGAAGCUUGUCAGAGACAACCCCCAACCCUCUGUGCCCAAAGUCAGAAGUCUUGAACAUGCCUUGAAGGUGUUCGAUGAAAUGCUUCAAAGGCGUCCUCUGCCUUCGAUUGUCCGUUUCACUCAAAUCUUGACUCAAGUUUCCAAAUUGAGUCAAUAUUCGGCAGUCAUUUCUAUGAAUAAACAGAUGGUUCACUGCGGAAUUGGUCCUAAUCACUAUACUCUAUCUAUUAUCAUGAAUUGCUUUUGCCAUUUAAAUCAAAUGGGGUUUAGCUUAUCUGUCUUGGCACAAUUCUUCAAAUUGGGUCUUCAACCAACUGUCACCACUUACACUACUCUAAUCAACGGCUUUGUUCUCAAGAAUGGAAUAGCAAAGGCAGCAGGGAUUUUCAGCAAAAUGCUGCAGGCAGGUCAUUGUGUGCCUGAUGUGGUGACUUUCAACACACUAAUAAAGGGACUUUGCAUGAGGGGUGACAACACUGCAGCUAUUCAGUUGCUCAGGAAGAUGGAAGAAAGAGGUUGUAAGCCUAACGUAGUCGUCUACAGCACGAUCAUUGACAGUCUUUGCAAGGAUACACUAGUUGUUGAUGCUGCGAAGCUCUUCUCAGAAAUGAUUAGUAGGGGCAUUGCUCCAAACGUUGUUACUUACACCUCUUUGAUUCAAGGAGUUUGCAACAUAGGUCAGUGGAAAGAAGCUACAAGGUUGUUGAAUGAAAUGGCGAGUAGAAAUAUCUUUCCGGAUGUAGUCACCUUCAAUGUCUUGGUUGAUGGACUUUGUAAGGAGGGGAUGGUUGUGGAAGCCAAAAGUGUAGUUGAAAUGAUGAUCCAAAGAGAUAUUGAGCCUAAUGUAAUUACCUACAAUUCACUAAUGGAUGGUUACUGUUUGCGAGGUGAAAUGGAUGAAGCAAGAAAAGUCUUCGAUCUAAUGCUUAGCAAGGCCUGCAUGGUUAAUGUUCGUAGUUGUAGUAUAUUGAUAAAUGGAUACUGCAAACAUAAAAAGAUGGAUGAGGCCAACAAGGUUUUUCAGGAAAUGCUUUGUAUGGAACUUGUUCCCAAUACCAUUACUUACAAUACUCUUAUUGACGGUUUUUGUAAAGCGGGAAGAAUACAGGUAGCAGAGAAGUUGUUCUCUCAGAUGCAAGGUAGUGGCCAACUUCCAGAUGUUCAAACUUACACCAUUCUAAUGGAUGGCCUAUGUGGAAACAAGCAACUUUGUACGGCAAUGGAACUGCUUAGAGAGGUGGAAGACAAGAAGUUGGAACUAGAUAUUGUAAUUUACACUGUUAUAAUUGAAGGUUUGUUCAAAGCUGGAAAACUUGAAUCUGCUGCAGAUGUUUUCUCUAGUUUGUCUGCAAAAAGAGUUCAGCCUAAUGUGAGGACAUAUACUGUGAUGAUUAAUGGACUCUGUAAUGGACGCCUAUGGGUUGAAGCAGAAAAGUUGUUUAGAGAAAUGGGAGAGAAAGGCUGUUCUCCAAAUGAGUGUACAUAUAACACCAUCAUCCGAGGGUUUAUCAAUAACAAUGAGAUAUCAAGAGCUGUGGGACUAAUUCAAGAAAUGGUGGAUAUGGGGUUCUCUGCAGAUGCAUCAACUACAGAAUUGAUAAUUGAUUUGUUGUCUAAAGAUGAAGUAGAUCCAGCUUUGUUGUCAUAUUUAAAAAGUUCAUUAUGAAGAAAAACUUGUGGAUUUGGUAGUCAUCUUGAAAUUUAGAAUGGUAAGAAUAUGUGUUAAUUUUCUUUUUCUCUCUAUCUCAUGAAUUUAAUGUACA
Messenger RNA from Rosa chinensis, 2093 nucleotides. RefSeq names its product putative pentatricopeptide repeat-containing protein At1g12700, mitochondrial. Gene Ontology annotation, molecular function: protein binding. The record is from RefSeq and is a predicted model, not a curated record. The transcript has a single exon. The coding region runs from base 152 to 1996 and encodes 614 amino acids. Lineage: Eukaryota; Viridiplantae; Streptophyta; Magnoliopsida; Rosales; Rosaceae.